Messenger RNA from Phalaenopsis equestris, 634 nucleotides. RefSeq lists its product as uncharacterized. The transcript has a single exon. The record is from RefSeq and is a predicted model, not a curated record. Lineage: Eukaryota; Viridiplantae; Streptophyta; Magnoliopsida; Asparagales; Orchidaceae. Bases 94 to 447 code for a protein of 117 amino acids.
UCAAAUAAAAGGAGUAAAACUCACCCCAAAAACCUUCUCAUAUUUCCUUCUCAUAUCUAUUACGCAUCUUCAUCGUUUAUUAGAGAAAUCAGGAUGGCUGGUUUGCAGAGGUCUUCCGAAACCUUCAGGAGGUCUGGCUCAUCUGGUCUUGUCUGGGAGGACAGACACCUCCCCGGUGAGAUGAACUCCAACACGUCAAAGCCAAAGGAUGACUUUGACGCCGAUCCCAUAUCCCUCAGGCCGACACAAAGCGUCGGAGCUAUCGGCAUGAUGAGGAGAAGCCGUUCGACCGGCGGCGGGACGGGUGGUGGUGCCAAAGCUUAUAGGGCCGAUCAGGUCACGCCGGCCGUAGACCCUCCUUCCCCCAAAGUAUCAUGUUGCGGCGCCUUUUGUGGAGAUUUCGGCAAAAGCGGGUCAAAUCAAAAGCGAAAGCCUCGCCGGCGCUGAUCUCGAACCGGCGAUCGCCGGAGAUAUCGAGAUUAUGCUUUAUCUUUUACCUUUUUUUUAUGCCGGCCUUUUGUGCUGCCGGUUGACUCUUGCUUUGCUUUUUGUCAAUUUCUGAGUUUUUCGAUUAGAUGUGUGAUGGAAAUCUGCGGCAUAUAAUCGAAUGACUGUUUUUUUUUACUUUUCUUUU